CGCUCAAAUCAUGGAGCAAAGAAACCACAUGUCAGUCCUCUAUUUAUCAACUUCAUCAAUUUCCCCAACUUCAUCUCUAUCUCAAUCUCAUGGCAAACCCAACUCAUCUCCUCCCUCUCCUCUUUCUCCUCUCAUUUUGCUUCACCGCAACCGUCAAAUCGGAUGAGGAUUGUGUGUACACGGUGUACGUUAGAACCGGGUCGAUCAUCAAAGCAGGAACGGACUCAAUCAUGACACUCACAUUAUACAACGCAAACGGUUACGGAAUUUUAAUCAAGAAUCUUGAAGCAUGGGGCGGGUUAAUGGGUUCGGGUUAUAACUACUUCGAACGGGGCAACCUUGACAUAUUCAGUGGCAGAGGUCCUUGUUUAGAUGGACCCAUUUGUAAUCUGAAUUUGACUUCAGACGGAUCGGGUUCUCAUCACGGUUGGUACUGUAAUUAUGUGGAGGUUACUUCCACUGGGGUCCACACUCCUUGUGCUCAGCAUGAAUUUACCGUGGAACAGUGGCUUGCUACCGACACGUCACCUUACGAGCUUACGGCUAUUAGGAAUGACUGUCAGUAUAAUUUGGGUCAGGCCCGUCCCGAAUUAAAGAUUGUUGAUGCUGUCAGAUCUGAGUUUGGGACUGGGCCUGACUCAAAUUUCUCUAUUUUGCGCUCUGCAGUGCAUUAAAUUUCCAUAAGGAUAUUAUAUCUGAGAGUACCUUUUGACUUUGGUAUGCUUUGUAAUUUACUUUGCGGUCUUAUUUAAGUCGCAAAGUAGAAUUGGCUAUCGGGUUCUUUGUCUAGAACCUUUGUAUGUUGUAUUGUCAUUGAAUAAAAACUUGGAUUUGUGGAGGAGUUUUGUAGUUUUGAGUUUGUCUUUUUAUGUAAAAUGAUGCAUUGAAAAACUGUACUUGGACUGAGUUUCAGAAAUAAAAAUGUUCAGUUCUCUUUGA
Molecule: messenger RNA, 939 nt
Organism: Trifolium pratense (red clover)
Lineage: Eukaryota; Viridiplantae; Streptophyta; Magnoliopsida; Fabales; Fabaceae
Product: PLAT domain-containing protein 3-like
Exons: 2
Coding region: 90-674 (194 amino acids)
Molecular function (GO): protein binding
Source: RefSeq, a predicted model, not a curated record